AAGCAAUUUCAUUAACAUACUCAAGGCGCAAAAGCGCCGUGUCUGAGUACCAUACAUUAGACACCAUGGGAUGGAAUCUGCCUAAACUUAUGGCAUGGGGACUUAGCCUUGGAAAACGUGGUUACGGACGGAAUUUAUCAAUGAAGGAAGCUGAGCCACUCGCUAAGCUAGCUCAAACCAGUGGAUUGAAGACACCGAGUCGUAGUACAGCAGUACACAAAGAUGAAUGUAUAUACAGCACUGAUACCGAUAAAUCGCCAGACGGCAUCUAUAUAAACCUGAAAUCAUUUGAAUCAUUUGGGAAAGGGGUCCUUCAUCUUGAUACAUCUGGUGACAAUGCGAUUUAUCUACAUGUAAAGCGAGUUCUAGUCCCCGUCAACCCAGAGGUUAAUUACAGCGAGGACGUCACACUUGAUAAGGUGGAUAGUAGCACUGCGAUUAACAAGGAGCCAGGAAGUACUACGAAUGAAACAGCUAUAGUGUACAAGCAAAAGAAGACAUGCGAUGAAGUCGUGGAGUAUGAGAUAUACUGCCCAUCGCUAGGACUCACGGUGCCCCUAGAGAGUGCACCGCAGGGUCUAGCUACAAUUUGCAAAGCCGUUAUAGACCAUGAAGCAUUCAACUUUAACCCUGAUGAGUUUGUUUGGAAGGACUAUUUGAACGAGUCCAAGUAUGCAGAGCAUCUAAUACAAGUAGAAGCACCACCGGUGAUCAAGUACGAGAACUUGGUCUGCGACCGCUGUGGAGCUGCUACUAACCUAUGGCUUAAUUUAUCUGAUGGGUAUAUUGGCUGUGGUCGUAAAAACUAUGACUCCGGAGGCUGCGCUGAUGGAGAGGAAGGUGCUGCAAUCCAGCAUUACAAUGAAACGGGUGGUAUAUACCCACUGGCAGUGAAAGUGGGUACCAUCACUGCCACUUCGGGUGAUGUGUUCAGCUACGCAGCCGAUGAGGACUGCUUGGUAACUGACCCUUACCUCAGUGUCCACCUAGCCCACUUUGGUAUAGACGUCUCUAACUUGACCAAAACCGAGAAAACAACGGCACAAUUGGAAAUUGAGAAGAAUGAACAGCAUGAUUGGUCCGAAAUGGGCAAUGGGAAGUCACAAGUGGCACAAGGACCGGGAUUAAUCGGUCUAGAGAACCUGGGGAAUACAUGCUACCUCAAUUCGGCAGUGCAGGUACUGGCAUCAGUACCUGAACUAGCGAAGUACUUCGUGGAAAACAUUGAAAGCAUCGCAACUGAGGUGCCAGAAGGUACCCAACCGUGCGGUGAUGUGUUGUUGCAAUUUGCAAAGAUAGUCAAGGCGUUGACCACGGAUCGCGUGGUAGAGCAGCAACGUGAACUAUUAUCCAGAUAUCGCAAAGCUUGUGAAGAGAUGGGAAUUAAUUACGAAGAACCGGAACAAUUGAAAAACGUAGCUGUGAAGCCAUCAAUGUUAAAGUAUGCCAUUGGCAGGGACAACCAGAGGUUUGCCACAGGUGACCAACAGGAUGCAGAGGAAUUCUUCAGCCACCUCCUGAAUACGCUUGUUGAUAUGGAAACAGAAGUAAAACGACGUACAAAAACAAACUUUAAACUGAAGUCAUUCUUUUUCUUCAAGUAUAGGCAGUACCUGGUCUGCGAAAGCUUGAAUAAGAUGACCUACAACGACAAUGAGAUGCAUAUGCUAUGUCUACCGUUGAUCCUACAAUCCGAAACAAUGGAAUUGGACCCUACAGUCGAAAUUAACCUACAGCACUGCGUAAGCAACUGGGAGCGUGAACAGGAGAUUGACUACAUUGACCAGGGCAAACACCACGUAGGGGUGAUCACUAACGCACUAGUGACGUUACCACAGUACCUCGUGAUAAAGGUCGACCGUUUCUUCUAUAACAUGGAUGGAACUAGUAAGAAAAUAGUGAACCCCGUUGUGGUACCACAGGAGGGCAUUGUACUAGAAACACAAGGUGAAGUGGACCACAAAGGAUAUAUCGUUGAAUGCAAUACACGCGAACCUAAAAAGGCCAAACAUCAAGGAAAUGACACAUUGUUGCAACAGCUGAUGGCCAUGGGAUUCCAGGAAAAGCUAUGUAGAUUGGCCAUGGAAAGAGAAGGGAAUGACAACAUAGAUACAUGCGUGAACUGGAUACUAUCCAACAUGGACGUAGUCUCAGAGGAUACGCCAGACGACAAAGCUGGAGUAGUUGCCACCAACGCUUCGAUACUGAUGGACCUGGGAUACCCACUGGAGCUGGCAAACAGAGCUGCCGAGAAGUUUGGAGAUGACCUGGCUGCCGCCGUGGACUGGCUGGCAACGGAGGAUUUCGCCCCUACCACACAGGUGAAGCAAAAGGGAAGAUACAAGCUCUGGGCAGUUAUAUCGCAUAUAGGAGAAAGUAUCAAUACGGGGCAUUACGUAUGCCACAUAACGAAACAUGGGCACUGGUAUACCUACAAUGACGCCAAAGUGCUAACUUGUGACAGUGCACCAACCAAUAAUGGGUACCUAUACCUAUUUAGUAGGUUGGAAUAAUAAUAUCCGUGAUACAGUAA
Messenger RNA from Babesia bovis T2Bo, 2533 nucleotides. RefSeq names its product Ubiquitin carboxyl-terminal hydrolase family protein. Lineage: Eukaryota; Apicomplexa; Aconoidasida; Piroplasmida; Babesiidae. Gene Ontology annotation, biological process: protein deubiquitination. The transcript has 8 exons. The record is from RefSeq and is a predicted model, not a curated record. Gene Ontology annotation, molecular function: cysteine-type deubiquitinase activity; zinc ion binding; protein binding. The coding region runs from base 66 to 2513 and encodes 815 amino acids.